AGAAGAAGACACAGAUGCAGUGAUGAACGCUCUUAACGCGAUCGUAGCCUUGCGGCACAUCAUCCAAGUGGGUUGUUCUACAAAGCAGUCAGUUCCAUUGGAGCCUCGAGAUUUAUGGCCCAGGUUAUUUGAAUGGAUGAAGUCUCUAUACAAACAUUGCAUCGUCCGCCACGGAUACGAUGCAGCCACCCAAGAGACCGUAAUUGUCGAGAUAGCAAGCUUGGCGCAUAUAUACUCCUAUGAGCCGACUCUCUUCACGGUCGUUAACAAUACGCCAGGAUUCAUUACAUUCGUCACUGAGCUAUGGUUUAAAGAACAACAAUAUCUUUCAAAGUACCCCAAGCUCAUGGAUGAGUACAG
Messenger RNA from Serpula lacrymans var. lacrymans S7.9, 360 nucleotides. RefSeq lists its product as uncharacterized. The transcript has a single exon. The annotation marks the transcript as partial. NCBI's taxonomy places the organism in Eukaryota, Fungi, Basidiomycota, Agaricomycetes, Boletales, Serpulaceae. The record is from RefSeq and is a predicted model, not a curated record.